UGUGCACGAGUUCCCUCCCACUAAGUUCCACCGAGCGACAGGGCUGCACAUUGUGCUCAGAUCGGCCGCUCAGCCCAGAGUCAACACCGGCGUGUCUGUGCACUGAGGAGACAUGGAGCACUUUGAUCAGACACUCAACAUCCACCUGGAGUCCUGGCUGGGUCCGCGAGAUCAGCAGGUGAAGGGAUGGCUCCUGCUUGACAACUACUCGCCGACCUUUGUGCUCACUGUCAUGUACCUUUUGAUCGUAUGGACGGGGCCCAAGUACAUGAGCAGCCGGCCGCCACUGUCAUGCAGAGGACUCCUCGUGUGCUACAACCUGGGCCUCACACUUCUCUCCCUCUACAUGUUCUACGAGCUCCUCAGCGCGGCGUGGCACGGCGGCUACAACCUCUACUGCCAGGACACGCAUAGCGCUGGCCCGGCGGACACAAAGGUCAUGAACGUCCUGUGGUGGUACUACUUCUCCAAACUCAUCGAGUUCAUGGACACGUUUUUUUUCAUCCUGCGGAAAAACAACCACCAGAUCACCUUCCUUCACGUCUACCACCACGCCAGCAUGCUGAAUAUCUGGUGGUUCGUCAUGAACUGGAUCCCCUGCGGCCACUCUUUCUUCGGGCCCUGCAUCAACAGCUUCGUCCAUGUGGUGAUGUACUCGUACUACCUGCUCUCGGCCAUCCCAGCCAUGCGGCCGUACCUCUGGUGGAAGAAGUACAUCACACAGUUACAGCUGAUCCAGUUCUGUAUCACCGUCCUGCAGACGGCCUCUGCAGUCAUCUGGCCGUGCGGCUUCCCCUUCGGCUGGCUCCUCUUCCUCAUCUGCUACAUGAUCACUCUCAUCCUCUUUUUCUCAAACUUCUACUUCCAGGCCUACAAGAAGCACAAAGCAGUGGAAAGUCACCAGAACUCUUGGCGCUCCACAAAUGGGAAUGCAGACUCAAAACAGCGACAAAAGAAAGUGGACUGAUCAGCAGUUUCCUAAUCCUCAGUCGCUGUUAACAAACGCUGCCGCACUUCUUAUCAAGUAUUUAGCAACAGUCGUUCUUUAGGCGACGUUUGUGUUAAAUUAUUCAUGUUCUCGAGGUAUGACGAGCUUUGGACCAGCUCUGAGCGUCCAGGUGUCCUGCACCUUCAUACAAGCGUGUUCCUCAGCUGCCUGACGUGGUUGCGCAGCUGUCUCUCUCUUGUUACAAGAUGCCAUGUUUUGUUGUAAACAAGAGAAUAUUAAAACUUCACAGAUGAUUUAGAUGAAUUAUUCUGUUCCAAUAUCACCAGCAGAUUCAUAUUUCAUCACAGUCCAGAGAACGUUCCGCUGUUUAAACAUGAAAAGGUGAUUUUUUUUUUUUUGCAUGUCGCUGCUUGAGUUUCGUCGACAUAUGUUGCAUAAUUCUCAGUGUAAUUUAUAUAACAGCGACGGUAACAGUAGAUAUGCAUGGAAUUCACUCAGUUAUAGCCACCAAACUUGCUCCCCACAAAACACAAAACACUCAUUUUACAUUAUCGAGGGGGGGUGGUGGAUUUUUUAUGGUUGAAUGAGAUUAUAAAAUGUGGCGAGCAGAGGUUCCAUGGUUGAACAGGAGAGGCUUUUAUCUGACGUGUUUCCGCCUGGCUUCAACACUUGGGUUUACUGUAGCUCUUGUGUACACAGAGCACAGCACACGCUCAAACUCAUCAGGUUUUCGGAAACGUUCAAGAAGCUAUUAUAUCGAUAGGUUUGUAUUGGUGUUAUCACAGCCCUGUCACCCGUUACAAGGCAGGAGGUUGUAAAAAACAUUAGACUUGAUACCAGACAUGAUGUCACACUUGCACUCGUGGCAGCUAAUCAGAAGUUUGAUAAUAUUCUGACCCAGGGUUCUCCCCGAGCAGACACCAGGCGCGACGCCAAGGAUCAACAGAUAGUGAGUCCUCAACUGACAACGGAUCCACUUUUCUCAGACACACUGAGACUGUAAAGUGGAGCUACAUUAUAUACUUAAUAGUAGAAACUAACUAAGUAGAAUAUACAAAGUCAAAUCAGAAGGUGCCUCCACCACCUGAACCUCUCCAGACCAUUUACAGCACCACAUGCAUGAAACUGAGCCUGGUAUUUCCAUCUCCUUCGUCCAACAAAUCCAUCACCUCUUGAAAAGUUGAGAUUAAAAUUGUUGGGAAAAUGCAUUGUAAAUGCACACAUUACCAUUUAGUCUGCAGAUAGAUUUUUUUUAUUGUUUUUGUACAGUGGAAUAUUAAAAUAACUUUUAUAACUGUCACAAGCGGCAGAAUGGAUCAAAGCACGUUUAUAGCGCCUGACCUACAUUUGUGUUAUAGCCAAGCCAUUGGGACACAAAUCAUAGCCGAGUAAUCUAAUACAGUUUCAAUGUUUUUUUUUCUCACCAAAAUCCUGUUUGAUCCAUCUGUGGUGGCUCUGAGGAGAAUGUUAGAUGGAUUAUCCUCCUGCGUGUCCUCGACAGGAUGGGAGCACACACACACACACACACCUGCAAGGUCUGUUGUCAAACUCCAAGAAACACAGUGGUAUUGUUUUGCAAACCUCUGUUCUUGAGGCGUUUUUUUAUUCAUGCUUGGGAAUUUGCAGCGAAAAUACAACCAAGUUAACAGAUUCGGUUUACAGAGCAGUGAGGUUGUUCAGUUGAGGAAAAGUGUGCGCCGAGACACAUUAAACGUGAACAUUCAUCGGGUCGGGGGGCGUCACUGAUAAACCUCUCAACUUCCACUGCAGAAAGACAAUAUUCCCAGUAUUGCAGGGAUCAAAGGAGUCAGCAGCUUCAUCAGACUGGUUGUCAUAAUUUUGGUGUGAAGAACCUCAGCUAGAUCAUGAAGCUUCUUAGGCUGCGUGCAGGUUACAGUGGCUGCUCCGAAAAAGCUGUGUAACUCUUGACACGUGCAAAGUAGAAAGGGGUGUACAUCUUGUCCAGGUCAAAGGUCGUGUCGAUCACUUCCCCGGUCCGCCUGGAAAGAAAAGCAGAUGCUUAAAAGUGUCUUUCGUGUGUUUACGUGAGCCUUACUUGUAGGUGACUUGGUACGAGUGCUGAAACCACUCCAGCUUGCAGAAGCGCUGGCGCCCCCUGGAGGACAGAUGCAGUCCCACAUAGAAGUUUUGCUCGGCCUCUGGGGCUGGGUUCCGCCUGCAGAACCGAUUCAUUUGUUUGUCAACUGGUUUCUGUCGGGAGAAGAAGAGAGGAAUGUGAAAAUAACAUCACAUUAUUGACAGGCGCUGGAUUUACAGUUGGCCACUGAAAUAAACAUCAAAGGCAAACUCACCUCUUCUUUUUUCUUGCAGAGAACAGCAUAGACUUUGGUUUGAUUGUCUCGCUCCUGUGACAGGCGAUAGUGACCAAAGAGAACCGACUCCAUUCUGCAGAGAUUUGGGGGGAAAGAAACUUCACACAAGACG
This is a messenger RNA of Synchiropus splendidus (mandarinfish), 3394 nucleotides long. RefSeq names its product ELOVL fatty acid elongase 5 (gene elovl5). The record is from RefSeq and is a predicted model, not a curated record. NCBI's taxonomy places the organism in Eukaryota, Metazoa, Chordata, Actinopteri, Syngnathiformes, Callionymidae. Gene Ontology annotation, cellular component: endoplasmic reticulum membrane. The transcript has 8 exons. The coding region runs from base 113 to 967 and encodes 284 amino acids. Gene Ontology annotation, molecular function: fatty acid elongase activity. Gene Ontology annotation, biological process: fatty acid elongation, saturated fatty acid; fatty acid elongation, monounsaturated fatty acid; very long-chain fatty acid biosynthetic process.